Molecule: messenger RNA, 798 nt
Organism: Photinus pyralis (common eastern firefly)
Lineage: Eukaryota; Metazoa; Arthropoda; Insecta; Coleoptera; Lampyridae
Exons: 2
Coding region: 321-761 (146 amino acids)
Source: RefSeq, a predicted model, not a curated record
AAUAGGUAAGCAGGUAAGCUAAAUUAUCUUCAAUUAUAACGUUUGCAGAUUAUGUGUAUAUUAUUUACCCUUAGACUAUGAUUCUAUCCUUCUCUAAGUAUUUACCCCUUACACUUGACAGUUGUACAAAUUCAAAUUUUAGCGCGCUUGCGUUUGCGCAGUACCGAGGGAGUCAUUGUGCAACACAUCUGCAAGUUAGACAACACACAAUACACAACAAGUAUUAAUACGUGAAAUAUGGAACUUUCCCUAAAACAUGAGUAAAACUGUGCUUUAAUUUGGUAGCUGGGUAAUAUCAGAAAACAGUGAGCAUAGGCACAAUGGGUAAGGUGCGACGACGACGUAGCAAAUCCAGUACACCUUCCAAUGAUAAAUGUGGACCUCAACCACCUUACACCUCCACUGACAAUUCAAACAUUGAUAAAAAACUGUCAGAUACUGCAAGUAUCAAGUCGUUUAAAUCAGAAAUGGGUGGUCAAAUAACGAAAAAAACCAAAUUGAAGUUUCGCAGAUCGAUGUUGUUAAACAAAAUGGACAAUAAGGGGGUCGAUAAAAAUUCCACCAAAUUUGUUCCCAACACUGGCAAAGUGGGGAAGGUUUUGCGUAAGAAGGGUACUGAAAAGGCGAGCGUACGGCAGAAGAAAUUCCUCCAGGGUGUAAAGUUAUUUAAGAGGAUAAUGGAGAAUCGACAAUUUAAAAAGAAUCCUAAAAAGAUGAUCUCGAAACAUAUGGCAUCAGUUGUUACAAUAAUAAAACCUUAACUGUAGUACUGUUAAAUAAAGUUUAUUUAAAUAAUUA